UCUUGGCCGACGCCUCCCUGUCUGCCCGCCCAGAACCAGAUAAGGAAGGAGGUGGAAUGGAGGAAGACUGGCAAGGAAAUGCUGGACUACAAGAAGAAGCAGGAGGGUGAGCGCACCAAGCGCAUGCUGGAGGAGCGCAACCGCGAGAAGGCGGAGGAGCGGGCGGCACGGGAGCGUGUGCGUCAGCAGAUAGCACUGGAUCGGGCGGAGAGAGCGGCUCGUUAUGCCAAGAGUACGGAGGAGGCGGCGAAGGUGUCAGCGCUGCAGGCGGCGAAGGCGGAGCAGGAGGCCCGGAGGGAGGUGCUGCAGAAGGAGAGGAGUGCUGUGGCAUGGAUACAGUUCCGCCUCCCAGACGGCUCUUCUUUCACCAACCAGUUCCCCUUGGAGACGAGGCUGCGGGAGGCCAGGGAGUUUGCUGCCCAGGAAGUAGGGAACCGGUACGGAAACUUCUCCCUGGCCACCAUGUUCCCGAGGCGGGAGUUCACACGGGAGGACUUAGACCGGACCUUGCUGGAGCUGGAGCUGGUUCCCAGUGCCUCAGUGGUGCUUCUCCCAGUGGGCCGACCUGCCAACACAGUGGUGCCCUCCUCGGCCGGGGGCUUUUGGUCGGUGCUGGGCACCAUCUUUUACCCCCUGCUAGCUGUGUGGAGAUUCAUCAGCAGCUUCCUCUUCCCUACCCCUCCGCCCCCCGGCUCCACUUCCAGCGUCCCGCCACCGCGCCCCGGACCUUCCACCGUAUCGUCUGGCGAAGCAAAAAGGGAACCCAUUCGCAAACGAGUUUUGGAAAAGCGAGCAGAUGACUUCAAAAAAGAUGGGAAGAUCUACAGACUGAGGACAAAAGAAGACAGUGAGGACGACAACAACACCUGGAAUGGCAACUCCACCCAGCAGAUGUAGCUGGCUGGCCCUCAACACUGUGCAAUAACCAGUCUCUCUCUUGCGCUCUUUCCCUCUCUCUCUCCCAUUGGUGGAAACUGCUUACUGGCCGCACGGUGCUCCAAUACACUCACGCCCCGGGCGUCACCUGCAUGGGCACUUAUUAUUGAGUCGUGCCCAGUAGCUUAAACUCCGCCUCCAUAUCUUGUCAUCGUUUUGUGUUUGUGGACUGAGCUGGUCUGGAGCGCUGACGUAUCCUGGCCUGGAGACCGUGGCUGUGGGUCUAUCAAUUGGAGUGCUUGCCUAACCA
This is a messenger RNA of Brienomyrus brachyistius, 1186 nucleotides long. Its product is annotated as UBX domain-containing protein 4-like. Gene Ontology annotation, molecular function: protein binding. Lineage: Eukaryota; Metazoa; Chordata; Actinopteri; Osteoglossiformes; Mormyridae. The annotation marks the transcript as partial. The record is from RefSeq and is a predicted model, not a curated record. The transcript is spliced from 6 exons.